Impatiens glandulifera is the source of this 741-nucleotide messenger RNA. Its product is annotated as golgin IMH1-like. NCBI's taxonomy places the organism in Eukaryota, Viridiplantae, Streptophyta, Magnoliopsida, Ericales, Balsaminaceae. The transcript is spliced from 3 exons. The record is from RefSeq and is a predicted model, not a curated record. Bases 1 to 741 code for a protein of 246 amino acids.
AUGAGGGGAAGAGCUCUCUUUCCAAUUCUACAGGCCAGAAAAGACAACUUCAACCCUCUAGAGAAGAGUGCUAAAGCUGAAGAGAAAGCCUUAAAAAUAUUGGAUGAGAUUAUGGAGGAAUACAUUUCAGUUGUUACCCGUUAUGUUCAUGGAGCAAAUUCCUCAGGAGCUAGUCCUUUUAAAAGCUCUUCAGAUGAAGAUGAGAUCAUGGAUUUGUCAGAUGACUACAAUAUUGAAGAAGAUGAGCAAGUUGUUGCUCUUCUUAUUGAAAUGAGAAGUUUUUCAGCAGAGGAAAAAUGUCUAAUAGCUCAACCUGAAGUGAUUGAAGAGCCAACUCAAGCUCUUAUUUCCCGAGAAGAAGAAGUGUUGAAGUCCUCUAUUCUUGAAACAGAGGCAUCACAAGAAAAAGAAGCUGAAGUUAGUCAGCUUGAUGUUGCCAUAUCUGAGGGGGAACCCUCAAAAGACGAAGAAUCGGAGAAGAGAAAACUAUCCGAAAUUGUUCACAAGGUUUGUGAAGAUGUGGAGGAAGAAGAAGAAGAAGAAAAAUCUGAGAGUGAAUCAGAGAAGGAUGAACUCAAGCAGUCCAUGCAAGUUCAUACCAACAUCAGUCCCAUUCAGACUGCUCCAGCAGACUCUCAAGAGAUUUCGUCGAAUGAAGGAUCUUCGGCUGAAGGUACGAAACUUAUGAAGUCCAUGACUGCAUUGAUUGCAACUCUUCAGAAGAAUGUGGCAGAAAUGUGA